Messenger RNA from Brassica rapa (field mustard), 1167 nucleotides. RefSeq names its product vesicle-associated protein 1-2. Gene Ontology annotation, biological process: endoplasmic reticulum membrane organization. Gene Ontology annotation, cellular component: plasma membrane; endoplasmic reticulum membrane. The record is from RefSeq and is a predicted model, not a curated record. NCBI's taxonomy places the organism in Eukaryota, Viridiplantae, Streptophyta, Magnoliopsida, Brassicales, Brassicaceae.
AAUUAUACCCCCGCGAUUAGUGACGCGCCUUGAAUCAGAAGAAGGGCAUAUAUCGUCUCCAGCCUUCAAAAUAGACGCCAAAACUCUCUCUCUCUCUCUCCGUCCACGAUCGACGACGACGACAACGACCACCACUCUUAACUCUAAACGAUUGAACCGGUGAAUUCGCCGGCGAUCUUAUCAGAAUGAGUAACGCGCUUCUCGACAUCGACCCUAUCGACCUUCAAUUCCCUUUUGAAUUGAAGAAACAGAUCUCCUGCUCUCUGUAUUUGGCUAACAAGACGGACAAUUAUGUAGCCUUCAAGGUUAAAACGACGAAUCCAAAGAAGUAUUGUGUGAGGCCUAACACUGGCGUUGUUCUUCCGAGAUCCUCUUCUGAAGUUCUUGUGACGAUGCAAGCGCAAAAGGAAGCUCCUGCUGAUAUGCAGUGCAAGGACAAGUUCUUGCUUCAAUGUGUUGUCGCUACUCCCGGUGUCACUCCCAAGGACGUUACUCCUGACAUGUUUAGCAAAGAGGCAGGGCAUCGAGUUGAGGAGACUAAAUUGAGAGUUGUCUAUGUUGAUCCACCACGACCACCUUCACCGGUUCGUGAAGGAUCAGAAGAAGGCUCUUCACCAAGAGCUUCUGUCUCUGACAAUGGGAACAACGCCGCUUCUGACUUUACUGCUGCUCCAAGAUUUAGCGUGGACAGGCUUGAACCUCAGGAUAACCCUUCUGAGGCGAGAGCGCUCAUCACAAGGCUCACCGAGGAAAAGAACUCUGCGGUUCAACUGAACAACAGACUUCAACAAGAAUUGGAGCAGUUGAAGCGUGGAAGCAAUAGAAGUCAGAGUGGUGGUGGAAUCCCGUUCCUGUACGUUCUCCUAGUGGGACUUAUCGGUCUAAUCUUGGGAUACAUUAUGAAGAGGACAUGAUGAUCACCUUGGAAAAACUAUAUACCACAAAACCCACAUCAAAAAGUGGCUUCGCCAAAAACACACCAAAAGACAUGAAAAUGAAAAAUCAAACUGUGGACAUUCAGUCCUCUCUUAUCGUCGUCAUUUCACCUUUAGUUUUGAAUCUUAAACCUAGUUGCGUUAGAGGAUUGAUUGUGUUACAGUUUUCAUAUGACUUAGAAUUUUCUUCAUCUUUUUCAACUUUUGUAAUCCUAAAGACAUUCUGUUUCUA